Molecule: messenger RNA, 737 nt
Organism: Colletotrichum acutatum
Lineage: Eukaryota; Fungi; Ascomycota; Sordariomycetes; Glomerellales; Glomerellaceae
Exons: 2
Coding region: 329-580 (83 amino acids)
Source: RefSeq, a predicted model, not a curated record
GAUCAAGAGAGGCGCACGCCGUGCACAAACCAGCUACCGCCCUGCCCAUCCAUCUCUCAUACUAAUACGCCGGUGUGAAAGUGCGAGGCAACCUCUCUCAUUCCUUCCUAUCCUCCAUCCUUCUCCCAGUUCCAGUCCCACCCCCACCGCCAAACUCAUCCAAUCCCCAUAGUCCCCCCGGAUGAGAUCUCUCCGACCUCACCCUACCCCCCUCUCACACAUAACUCUUCACCAAAACCCAGACUUCAAAGAUCACCCAUCCCAGGACUUCCUACAUGGAUAGCCCCCCCAUCUGUUCCACCCACACUCUUUAAAAAACGCCAACGGGAUGAAAGGAUGUAAGACUUUUUCUCUUGUCCCUUGGGUCAAUGUCGGUACCGAGGCCAUGGACGAACAUGUGCUCAGUUCGGGGAACGAAAAAAAAAAAAGGAGAUCGGGGAAACAGAGAGAGGGAAAAGAGACGGGGGAAAACGUGGGCGAAUCCGGUUCGGGCGUGAACUCUCACCCUUCACCCCCCAUGUUUGGUUAUGCUCCCCAGACUGGAGUAAUUCUUCUCAUGCACGGGGAGGAGGUCCGAUGAGGGUUGGAAAUCUGGGGGUUGUUAUGCAUGAUGGGUUUGAAUCUGGGGAUGCAGGGUGCAGUUCUGAUUGUGAAUUCCCCAUGAAUAAUAAGUCGAUGUUUAAUGGGCAAGAUACUCUUCAACUGUCACUUUUGUCUUUUCAUUACAUAUUUGAGCA